AUGUAUCCUGCUGUGCCGCCACGUCGCAGCCAACUUGAGCUAGCGCCGAAGCAGAUUCGAUGUGACCGUGUCAAGCCUACAUGCGAUGGCUGUCAAGUUAGAGGCCUUCCAUGCACCUAUCCGGAGCGAAGGAAUAGGAAGAAGGCUAAUCCCCGAAAGGGCCAACCAAAAGAACCUCAUCUCAGUGAUGAUGUCUUCUCUGGUCUUCUGGAGAGGCUACUACGGGUCGAGGAGAAAUGCACGCACCUUGUUACGGAUCCGUCGACGGCAUAUACCCCGCUCAGCAUUAAUAGCCCGGGUAGCAUUCAAGGCUCUUCUUCCCAAAUACCCGGGCAAACACCUGAAGCACAUUCCGUGGUCUCGUCGGUUGCAUCCGGAACUUUCUUCGAUAAUGAUGCAGAAAAGACACAAGGCAAUGAUUUACCCAGUUACCCAGGCACGCCCUUAAUCGCCGACGUGCGCCUACAGCAAGCCUUUGAGCAGGUCUUAUAUCUGAAGCGGCAGAACUUGUUCAAGCAGACCGUACGUAACGACCAUCACAUAAGACCAGAGAUUGCUAAAGCUUGUAUUAAGAACUUUUGUACACAUUUCCAGAUCGAUACAUUCCCGAGCUUCAUCAACAUCAAGCUGAUGCAUUUCAUCCCUGACAUCAUCGAUAUGCCUGAGGUUGCACUUGAUCCAGCGGUGCUGGUACUCUACUAUACUUGGAUGGAGCGCAGUGUGGGGACCAAGACGGACCUUGUCUCUGCCAUCCUUCUCAUGAAAGCUUCUUUUCAGCAAUGCGACUUUGAAUUCAGCUGGAAUAUGUACAGAAUCGUAUGUCAGUGCGUAAAGAAGCUGAACCUCCACAACCUUGAUCAGGACUUUCCCAGCACCUCUAUUCGGCAGUCACUAGAUCAGGGAACAGACUAUGACAGGCAAGGUCUCUGGGCGUUGGUGCUCGUGGAUCUGUUCUUCCGUAUGCUGCAUGACAAGCCUCCCAUCAUGACGGCCAACUUGACCGAGUGGCAUGUCAAUCUUCCGGCAAUCAACAUCGUCCCUGAACAACCAGAAUACAUGAUUUCAAUAUCGACUUUCUUUGUCAAGUCGCGGCUGACUUUCCUUCUCCUUCGCUUCUUUGACUUGCUUGCUCAGAGCUCGGACGACAGGGACUACAUCCAACAGAUCGAAGGGCUCUGUGCUAAGAUAGAAGACUUGAUCGGAGAAUGGUCUAUAAGAGAUUUAAUAGAUGCCAACGAAGAAAACGCUUCAAACUGGUGGACGCUCUACGACCUCGCGCUCACGGCAAGCUGCUCCAUGAUGGUCAUGAGUCGUAAGAUGGAGGCUCUCCAUUCUGAAGCAUCCGGCAUACCUUUACCCUGUCAUGACAAACCUGUUUCUGAUUUAUCAGUCAACAUCGCUCGUAACGUUCUAAAACUCGCUCUCCUGGGCUUAGAAAAGUAUAUAAGCCCCCUUGCCGCGGCAUAUUUAUUUGGCGCAUUCCGCUGUCAUGUGCCGUAUGGCUGCUUGGUUAGUCACCUAUUUCUUAGCGACCCUGAAGAACAGGGCUCUACCUCGUUGAACGACAUGGCGUUACUAGAGAAAGUUGCCCAGAGAAUGGGUGCCAUAGCAGAAACAGAUGGGGAUCUUUUACCAUUGGCCCGUACACUGCAUAAGCUAAACAUUAGUAUCCAUGCGAGAUGGAAAGAGAAGAUGGAGCAGUAA
Messenger RNA from Fusarium venenatum, 1704 nucleotides. The record is from RefSeq and is a predicted model, not a curated record. NCBI's taxonomy places the organism in Eukaryota, Fungi, Ascomycota, Sordariomycetes, Hypocreales, Nectriaceae.